Molecule: messenger RNA, 1302 nt
Organism: Lasiodiplodia theobromae
Lineage: Eukaryota; Fungi; Ascomycota; Dothideomycetes; Botryosphaeriales; Botryosphaeriaceae
Product: GTP-binding domain HSR1-related protein
Exons: 1
Coding region: 1-1302 (433 amino acids)
Cellular component (GO): mitochondrion
Molecular function (GO): GTP binding
Source: RefSeq, a predicted model, not a curated record
AUGAUGCCGCAAUGGGGUAUCACGCCCUUCACCUGCACACGGUGCACGCGGCGAUUGCUCUCCACCGGCCGUCCCUUCCUUCCGGGCCAUGGCAGCAGCAGCGCCAGCGGCAUCCGCGUCGCGACGCCGCGCAUUGCCGCCCGCUACUUCGAGACUGAGCAGCCAGUCAACUCCCUGCUCAUCCGGCGACACCUCAGCCGACCUGCGCGACCGCAGCCCGUCCGAAAUCACCUGCCCUCGUCGCCUCCUGCCGACCUUCUGACGACCGAUGAACUCGCCGAAGAAGAACACUCGCGCGACGCCGCGGUCGAAAAAUACCGCGAGGAGCACAAAGAGGAGAUAGAGAAGAAAUUGGGAGCUCGGUCCAGCCAGAGCACGCCGCUGUCGAUGAUACACCCGUGCUACCCACGCCCGUACGAGCCGCACCGGUACCUCUCGACGUUCAUGCCGACGGACCAGCAGCUGCAGCUGGCGCGCCUGUUCUUCGCCACGGGUGACCCGCACUAUGUCUUCACCUGCGCCUCGUUCCGCCAGUUCCCCCACGACAGCCCUCUGCCCGAGGUCGCCUUCCUCGGCCGCAGCAACGUCGGCAAGAGCAGCCUGCUCAACGCCCUGUUCGGCCGCCGCAGCCGCGGGUCGCCCGACAACCACGACACGGGCACGGCCAAGGUGUCGAAUCGCGCAGGCAAGACGCGCACGAUGAACGUGUUCCUGGUGGGCAAGGGCGCCCAGGGCGGCGCCAAGGCGCGCGAGACAGACAUGCAUGGGAAGGUGAUCAAGGGCAGCGAGAGGGAGAGGUGGAUCGGGCCUGGCAGGGGCGUGGCGGUGGUGGACAUGCCCGGGCACGGAUUCAAGAGCCGGGCCGAGUGGGGAGAAGAGAUCGUCAAGUACUUGACAAAGAGGAAGCAGCUGCGCAGGGUGUUCGUGCUCGUGGACUCGGACCACGGCCUGAAGCAGACGGACCUUCAGGUGUUGGAUCUCUUGCAAAAGCAUGGCGUGCCGCAUCAGAUCGUGCAGAGCAAGGUAGACAAAUUGCUGUUGCCGAAGUUGAGGGGCAAUUCGAAAAACAGGGUACAGAAAGGUCUGGAAGUGUUGAGGAAGAGGCAAGAGGCAAUAGAGAAAGAGUUGGCUAAGAGGGAGAAGCAGGGAAUGGGGAUGCCGGCCUUGGGGGAGAUAUUGUCAGUCAGCUCCGAGAAGGAAUUCCCGUCUAUCGACGCGCCAGGGAAGUUUGACAAGCUUGGGAUCAAUGGUCUCAGGUGGGCAAUUAUGCAGGCCGCCGGUUUGACUGAAUUCUUAGAGUAG